UAAUUUUAUAGUUAAAAUAUGUAUUGUCAGGAAAAUUUUUCAAAUUCAGCCUAUGAUCAGAAAAAGGAAAUGAUCAUUGAUCUUCGAAGUGAUACUUUAACAAAACCAACUAAAGAAAUGAGAGAAGCAAUGUUCAAUGCUGAUGUUGGUGACGAUGUUUUUAAUGAAGAUCCAACAGUAAAAAAAUUACAAGAAGCAGCUGCUGAAAUGGUUGGAAUGGAAAGUGCAAUAUUCGUAUCCUCUGGAACUAUGGGAAACUUAAUUGCAAUCAUGAACCAUUGCGACGUACGUGGAAGUGAGGCAUACUGUGGCGAAUCUGCUCAUUGUUUAUUGUGUGAACAGACCGGUGCUUCCCAAAUCGCAGGAGUGAACCUAAGAACGAUACGAAACAAUAUCGAUGGCUCCUUUGAUCUUCGCGAACUGGCAUCGAAGUUACGUAAAAACAGAGAACACGAUCCUAUUUCCAAGCUUGUACUCGUAGAGAAUACAUUUAAUGGAAAAAUUGUUCCGCAAAGCUGGCUCGAGGAAUUAGUGUCACUGUGCAAGGUACGUAACCUAAAGAUGCACAUGGAUGGGGCCAGGUUGUGGAACGCUAGCAUAGCAUCAGGAGUACCUGCAGCAAAAAUUGUCUCAGGCUUUGAUUCUGUAUCUUUCUGCAUCAGCAAAGGUCUAGGUGCUCCUGUAGGUUCCCUUCUCUGUGGAACUAAAGCAUUUGUUGCUAAUGCAAGAAGAAUAAGAAAAGUUCUUGGUGGUGGUAUGAGACAGGUUGGCGUUCUUGCUGCAGCUGGACUUGUAGCUUUUAAGCACAUUCCAAACUUGGCGAACGAUCAUAAAAGAGCUUUCGCUCUUGCCUCUGCAAUAAAUGAAAUUCGAUCGUCAAGGUAUUCGGUUAAUUUAUCUACUGUACAAACCAAUAUGGUUUUCGUAGACAUUGAUUCUAAAGUCGCUAACACAGAGACAUUCGUUCACUGUUUGCAAGAUGGCGAUGAGGACAAAGUCAUUGUAAAAUGUAUAGCACUGAGUGAUUCGCAAGUCAGAUUUGUAUUUUCUCGCGAAAUUACAGACCACGGAUUGGCGUUGGCUAUUGAAAAAAUUACACGUGUCAUUCGAAGACUGGAUCCUAACCUUUAA
Eufriesea mexicana is the source of this 1131-nucleotide messenger RNA. RefSeq names its product probable low-specificity L-threonine aldolase 2. Gene Ontology annotation, cellular component: cytosol. Lineage: Eukaryota; Metazoa; Arthropoda; Insecta; Hymenoptera; Apidae. Gene Ontology annotation, molecular function: L-allo-threonine aldolase activity. Gene Ontology annotation, biological process: L-threonine catabolic process; glycine biosynthetic process. The record is from RefSeq and is a predicted model, not a curated record. The transcript is spliced from 5 exons. The coding region runs from base 19 to 1131 and encodes 370 amino acids.